CCCAUGAAACCUGGGAGGCUGAGAAGCUGUUUCGCUCUCUCUAUUGUCUGUGUGCUUGUCAUCUCUAUUUAUAUCCUGCUUCUUGUAUUUCCAUUUUUCAUCAACCACUUGUGCAACAAACAUACUUUCCAUUCAAACAAAACACCUACUUCAUCUAAGUAUUAAAUAUCUACAAGAUCAUUUAAUUAUGAGUUUCAGAAGCAGAGCAUGGAUGGUGGCCGGAGCUGUCGGAGUGGUUGAAGCCCUCAAAGAUCAAGGCUUUGCACGAUGGAACACCACCAUCAGGACCAUCCACCACCACGCCAAGUCCAAUCUCCGAUCAAUCGCCCAGGCCAAAAUCUUGACUUCGCCGGCGGCUAUGGCUUCUAGCAGAGACGUGGAAGAGAAGGCGAAACAAUCAGAAGAAUCAUUGAGAAAAGUAAUGUACUUGAGCUGUUGGGGUCCAAAUUAAUCUAUGAAUGCGUGAAAGGUUAUACAUCGAGAUUCUGGAUCUAGAUUCGAAGUGUCUGGAGAUAUUUCAAACAAACCAGUAGAUGAAGGGUUUAGUCGGUGGAAUUGCAGCACCCAACACCAUGAGAUCGACGUACAAACUUGCGAUAAAUUUGAGUCCACAUCGCCAUUUGUUUGAUGAGUUCGAGUUUGUAUUUGUUAACAUCGAAACUCUAUAGAAAGGCGGAUAGGAAUAUAUUGUUGAGAGAUGCUUUUGAUGUAAACACUUACCCUCUUUUCCACAAGUACAAAUACACUACUAGUUUAUGAGUUAUCAUAUA
Messenger RNA from Lactuca sativa (garden lettuce), 770 nucleotides. RefSeq lists its product as uncharacterized. The record is from RefSeq and is a predicted model, not a curated record. NCBI's taxonomy places the organism in Eukaryota, Viridiplantae, Streptophyta, Magnoliopsida, Asterales, Asteraceae.